Molecule: messenger RNA, 1582 nt
Organism: Tribolium castaneum (red flour beetle)
Lineage: Eukaryota; Metazoa; Arthropoda; Insecta; Coleoptera; Tenebrionidae
Product: forkhead box protein N2
Exons: 2
Coding region: 1-1140 (379 amino acids)
Biological process (GO): regulation of transcription by RNA polymerase II
Molecular function (GO): DNA-binding transcription factor activity, RNA polymerase II-specific; RNA polymerase II cis-regulatory region sequence-specific DNA binding
Source: RefSeq, a predicted model, not a curated record
AUGAAACUGGAAGUGCGCAAAAAGCUCGAAAUGGAGAUCAGCGAAGAGAAAAACCCGCUCUAUCCGUGCUCAAAAGACAAGAUGGACAUCGUCCACUUAGCUCAAUCGGAGUUUCUGCCCGAAGGCGUCCAAAACUGCAUCGAGAUCGACUCCAGCAACGUGAUCAGCAUCCCGGAAAACCAGAUCGUCAAAAUCCAGUACAGGGGGGAGGACGGAAUCGUCAACACGGAGUACAUCGUCAACGAGGACAUCCUGCAAAACCUCGAAACCAGUUACCUGGACGUCAGCCCUUCGACGUCCAAACAGCCGGACGACCCCGCCGUCCUCAGCCCCAAAAGCGAGAACGAGGACUUGAGCGAGACGGACCUGACGAGUCUGAAUUGGUUGCACAACAUUACGAAUAUCAUGGCAGUGCCCAAUUUGCCGACGCCGCCGGUCUCGCCCAAGCCCAAGAAGAAGACGUCCGGGUCGAACCAGGAGGACUUGACGAUUAAUAUCAACUAUUAUAAGAAAAAUGGGGAUAAGAAGCCGCCGUUUUCCUACGCGACGCUCAUUUGUAUGGCGAUGGGGAAGAACGGGAAUAAGAUGACGCUGUCGGCGAUUUAUCACUGGAUUAGGGAGAAUUUUUUGUACUACAGGAAAGCUCAUCCGAGCUGGCAGAACUCCAUCCGCCACAACCUCUCCCUGAAUAAAUGCUUCGUGAAAGUGGCGCGUUCGAAAGACGAGCCCGGCAAGGGCGGCUUCUGGAAACUGGACCUGGAGCGUCUGGAGGAAUCGCGCCGCUCAAAACGCCGCUCCAGCCUCACAGUCCGCGUGCCCAGAAACCGGGACGCCCCCCAUAAGCCCGUCCGCAAGGCCCGUCGGUACCGCCCGCCCCAAAGCACCGGCGAACGCAAACACAACAUCCUCUCGAACAUCUCGAUCUGCGGCGAGACCGACAUCGAAAACUGCGACGAGGACGACGAGAAGGACAAAGAGGCGAAAAGCGACGACAUCACGCCGGUGCCCAACCAGAAUGUCAUAACCGAACCGGUCAACCAGCUGCUGCCCGAGGACGAGCUCACCGGGCUGCUCCUGGCGACCAACGGCUGGGACGAAUGCCAAUUGGAGAUGCUCGACUCGUUGCUGGAUUCUUUGUAAUUGUCAAUGUCAUUUGCACACGAGUGGUUUGUGCCUUCUUGUGUAGCACAGUGUGUCAUUUUUGUACAGUUGAAACUCUUCCGUCCAAUAUCUGAGAUAGUUUUAGAGGAUAAAUAUUUUACUAAAUAUAUUGUUAAGAGUGAGGAGCCGUCCAGGCGGUCCUUGGCGGGUCCCCAAGAGGGGCCUGUCCUGCGACCGGCUUUGUAUUAUACACUCGUAUUAUUUAUUAUUUUUGGUUCGACCCGUCAGGGUCUAGGCUUAGUUGAGAUCUCUACUUUACCAAAAGGGUAUUUUUUGUAUUUGGACAACAAAUAAUAGGUGUAGAUUUUGAACAAACUGUAAAAACUGUAUUCUAGUCUUUUGCAAUAUUUGUAAUUUUACACAGUUUGCUCAAACGCAGCAAUAUGAUUGUACUCUACCAUUCAAAUAGAAGUGAACUGUA